UCAGGAACAAAGCAUGGCACAACGGAGAGUGCACUGGACACUGAUGUCACAAUAGCAGAGCCACUGGCCAUCAUCAAACCCACUCUUGAUGCUGAGGAAAAGGAGGUUGGUGGUGAAGGGAUGGUGAAGUGUAGCACAGUUGUUGACGUUGUGCAAAUUGGAGAAACUAAUCUGAACAGGAGAUAUGAUGAAAAGGGGAGUUUGAUGGAUCCAUUAGUAACUUUAGCAGAGACGUUGGCCAGUAUCAAAGCAGACCUUGCGUUGGAUGCUGGUGAUGAUGAUUUCCAGCAGCCAUUGCGUUGCAACAAAUUUUACCUACUCCGC
This is a messenger RNA of Linum tenue, 324 nucleotides long. The record is from the annotation of a GenBank genome assembly. NCBI's taxonomy places the organism in Eukaryota, Viridiplantae, Streptophyta, Magnoliopsida, Malpighiales, Linaceae.